Molecule: messenger RNA, 1436 nt
Organism: Blastomyces dermatitidis ER-3
Lineage: Eukaryota; Fungi; Ascomycota; Eurotiomycetes; Onygenales; Ajellomycetaceae
Product: peroxisomal dehydratase
Exons: 5
Coding region: 300-1283 (327 amino acids)
Cellular component (GO): peroxisome
Source: RefSeq, a predicted model, not a curated record
GGAUAGGAUGAACAAUAUCAAUAAAAGUUUACUCCUGAAAAAAAAGGGCUGAUUUACUAAGUCUCCCUAUCUCCUGUUCCUGCAGGCUCGAGUGAUCGUGUAAUUUUUGGCUAGUUUCUCGCCUUCAAAGAAACAAGACAGGUCUUGGUGGAUCAGUAUAAUGCGACUAGGGAUUGUUAAACCAAUAUCCGCAUAUGCACAUGCCAAUGCUAUAACUUCUUGUCCAUUUUGCGACCUCAGAAAGCCAAUUCAACAUUAUUUAUACAUGCGGACGUACAUAAUAGAAGACAAUUGAGAUCAUGACCAUUCCAAUCAGCAUACCACAGUUCGAAUAUGCCCCGGUGAAGACGACAUGGCUGACGCGCGACGUGCUUCUUUUCGCCAACUCAAUUGGCUGCGAAGCAAGGAAUGGGCUUCAUUUUCUUUAUGAACUACACCCAAAUUUCCAAGUCUUCCCCACGUAUCCCAUUGUGCUAACCUUCAAGCACGCCGAUGUAGACACCGUUGACUUCCUCGCGCGAAAUGCGGCGCGAACCUUACCUCCCGGCUGCCCCAAAUUAGACUGGGGUGUAGCCGUCGAUGGGAGGCGACGGAUGGAGUUCCUACGGCCCCUUCCGCCAUCCAGCGACGGGAAUACGUGGGAGAUCCAUUCGAAAGUCCUAGGAGUGUUCGAUAAGGGCGUCGGGAAAGGAACUGUGAUGGAGAUGGAGCAUGUGCUAAAGCAACGGGAGAGUGGGCAGGUGUAUACUCGCGCUUGGGAGAGUGCAUUCUUCAAGGGAACCGGCGGUUGGGGCGGGGAGAGAGGUCCGAAAAUUAAGGGGUACCCUCCUCCAAGUCCAGCAAGAGAGCCAGACGCAGUGUCAACCUUCCAAACUAACACAGAAUCUGCACAUUUGUAUCGACUGAACGGCGACUACAACCCGCUUCACGCCACUCCGGAGUCCGGGAAAGCGCUGGGAUAUGGUGGUAUAAUCAUGCAUGGACUCUUCAGCUGGAACGUUGCAGCCAGAGAAGUGUUAUCUCGGUUUUGCGGUAGUGAGGGCUGGCGUCUUCGCGACUUUGAAGCGAGGUUCGUAGCACCCGUUAAACCGGGGGAUAGGCUGCAUAUCCUCAUGUGGGAUAUGGGGUUGUGGAAAGGAGCAGCAGCCGUAGACCAAAACGCCGAAAGACUGCGAGAGGUAAGAUUUGUGGUGAAGGUUGGUGACAGGGUCGUAUUGUCACAUGGAAGAGCAUUGGUGAAGGAGGAUGAUCAGGUAGAGGAUGUAAAUAAGCCUAAGUUAUAGAUGUAUAAAUAGUGCAGGAAAAAUAACAGGCUAGGAAGGUUUAAUAAAACAAAAAAAACAUCUAGCAAGCAAUAUACAUGUCUAUAUUAACAUAAAAGACACUGCAUACAAGAAAGAAAAAGAGCUCAAGUUCAUCCAAGCCGCCCCAUUUAA